UUUGAAUAAGAUCGUGGGCAGUUGUUAUCCGCACUAUAUUCUGAUACAGUAAAUCAAGUUCAAAUAAAAAUCCACUAACCUCAUCAUUAGUUCAAAAACACCACAAUACCCAACUAAUGAUAACAGUACGAUAAAGAAACAGACCCCACCAUGGAAAGACCAACUAGAAAAGGAAAAGACACAGAAGCAAAACUGCAACAGCAGUACAAGAGUUUGCAAGAAAAAUGGUACUCCAUAAAACAAUCAAAACUAAGAACCUUACGUAGAUCACUAACAGAUUCCAGAACCAUUGAUAGAGGCCUUUAUUUCCUUGACAAUUCUCCAAGAAAACUCAUGUCUUUACUUCAGCACAGGAGGUCACCAUCAGGAGGAGCAUGGAAGGUGAGGAACAAUGACUUGGCAGUUGUGGAGAUAUUAAGAGAAAGAAAGGCAGCCAUUAAGAGCGGCAAGAUUAAGGGAAGGCGGCUUUUCGACGCGGCAGAAGGUGCGAAUGAGGUAAAUUCUGGAGGGAUUCAGGAGAUUAUAUGCAGUUAUAAUUGGGAUGGCUUGGUUCAAGAAAUCAGUGAAGUGAGGUCAGUAUGCUCCUAUGAUUCUGAUGACGAGAAGGAAAAUAUUGUUGAAAGCAAAGAAGAGAUGUCGCGUCCUGUUUAUUGUUCAUCAGCAUCAUCAUUGUCAUCAACUUCUUCUUCCUCUUCUGCUUAUAUAUGUGACGAGUGUAUAGAGAAAGAAAUAUUGAUGAUAGAGGGAGAGAAGGCGGUGGCGGCGGAGGUAAAAGGGAGUGAAGAGGAAAAGAAGAGAGGCGAAAAUGGUGUCAAGGGUUGGCUUGCGGUUGGUUUAAUAGUUAUAUAUACGAUUGGUAUCAUCUCAAUGAGAAGCUUUACUAUUGAUAAUUAUAGGGAUGGUAAUAUGGUGAUCUUAGUCCCAACAUGAUUCUUAUUUUAUUUUUCAUUUUAGAACAAAAUGAAUUCUUUUUCAAUGUUUUUGUGGUGGAACCUAAAUGUAAGAUGCUGAUUAAGUAAUCAAUCUAUUUUGUAUGAACUAUUCUGAUUUUGUUAAUUUACCA
Molecule: messenger RNA, 1063 nt
Organism: Ricinus communis (castor bean)
Lineage: Eukaryota; Viridiplantae; Streptophyta; Magnoliopsida; Malpighiales; Euphorbiaceae
Exons: 1
Coding region: 151-930 (259 amino acids)
Source: RefSeq, a predicted model, not a curated record